Molecule: messenger RNA, 3864 nt
Organism: Egretta garzetta (little egret)
Lineage: Eukaryota; Metazoa; Chordata; Aves; Pelecaniformes; Ardeidae
Product: oncostatin-M-specific receptor subunit beta
Exons: 18
Coding region: 45-2828 (927 amino acids)
Cellular component (GO): membrane
Molecular function (GO): protein binding; cytokine receptor activity
Source: RefSeq, a predicted model, not a curated record
AAUUUGCUUAGCCCUGAGAAGAAAAAGGAAAAGGCAGAUAAAUCAUGAAUCACUUAAUGGUUCUGGCAAUACUGCUCUCCCUGAGGACUUGCUACACUACAUACCCACAGCAAGAAUCUACUGUGUUUCCAGUAACGUACCUUAACAUUUCCAAGGAUUUAGCUCUUCAGCGGCUGCUAGUGGAAUGGGAUGUUGGCAAGUCAGCACAUGAUGCUGAGCUGGCAAUGUCUUUUGAAAUACAAGUCCGUCGAACAGAUGAAACUACUACUUUGUGGACAGAGUUCCAUAACAUCACACUUGAUAAAUCAGGAAAGCCUCUUCACUGGGUAUGGGAUUCAGACAUACCUUUGGAGUGUAUGUCACACUCGGUAAGAAUCAGGAGCAAAGCAGAAGCAUCAAAAAUCUGGAGUCAGUGGAGCCUGUGGGAGACUGUCCUGGGCCUGGACACUUCAGAUAACAAUAAAACACAAAUCUUUCCAAAGGAAAAAUUCGUAGAGGAAGGUUCUGACAUCACUCUUUGUUGCAUUGGAAGGAAAGGUCAAACCAUUAAGCAAUUCUUUCUACUCCCAGAUGUUCAUGUUUUCAAUCACACAAAGGGUCAAGUUGGACUUCUCACUGUGAAAAAUGUGGCACAUCAAGGAGUGCCUCACAUCACUGUCUACUGUCAAGAGUCUUGCAAUGAAGAGCAAUGCUAUGAUAAUGAAAUUUUCUUUGUGGGUAAACCACCUGAUACACCUAAUGAUUUUUCCUGCCAAACUCAAGACAUGAGAACAGUGACAUGUACUUGGAGCCAAGGAGGAGACACCUAUCUUUAUGGACGUCAUUCACCAAAAUACACCUUGUCUGAAGAGUAUUCCCAAAAACCAGUUCCAUGCACAGUAAGUUGUUCUGAGCAGUGCUCGUGUUCUUGGGAUGUAGGCCAGCAGAGGAUCUGUAACAUCACAGUGACUGUGGAAAACCCACUGGGAAAGAAAACUGCCACGGAUGUUUUUGAUGUAACUCACAGAAUUUAUCCUGCUGCACCUUUCCAGCUGUGGGAAGAAUGCACAGAUACAGAAAUCACAUUGUAUUGGAAACAUCGAAACAAAGGAAUUGAACUCUUUUGUCAGACUGAAGUGCUCCAACCUGAUGGGAAAGUAGACUUGCAUAAUAGUUCAGAUAUGCACCUCCAUUAUGCCAGUGUCACUCUGGGUGGACUGCAACCGUACACUGAAUACACAGUUAGGGUACACUGUGGGGCAGCUAAGCAUUUCUGGAAGUGGAGUGAAUGGAGUGAAGCCCGGACCAUCAGAACAAAGGAAGCAAGUCCAUCAGGGAAACUGGACAUCUGGAGAGAAAUUACACCAGUUCAGGGCGGGCGGAAUGUGACCUUGUUCUGGAAGCAAGCACCAAGUUUUCGAGCAAAUGGAAGAAGUAUUUCAUAUGAAGUAACCUGGGAAAAAGUAGAAGAUGGCUCUAAGCCUGAAAGCAUCUUCCUUUCAUCAGCCUACAAUAACACAAGGAUUUUUAUUGAUAACCAUUCCUACAGAAUCAGUAUCAUGGCAAAGAACAAUGUUAAUUAUUCACUUCCUUCAGUAUUGAUCAUCCCUAGAGCUACAGGCACUGAAGAGCUUAAAGAAGAACAGGUUAAUGGUACAGAUGAUGGUAUUUUUAUUUCCUGGGAGCCCAGACAUAUAUAUGACAGUUACAUUAUCGAUUGGUGUAACUUUCCGAUGUUGCAGCCUUGUGAUUUGCAGUGGAAGAGAUUUGGGCCUAACACGUCCAGUGCUCUGAUCAACUCAGCUGCUUUUGUUCCGGGGGUGAGAUACAACUUCCACAUCUAUGGAUCUGUUGCUGAUAGAGCCUCCUUACUGGAGAAGAAGACUGGUUACCUCAGGGAGCUACCUCCUCUGGUUGACCCUAGUGUGGAAAAAGUUGAACUGACUUUCAAUGCAGUAACACUAUUUUGGGAUUCUUAUUGCACAAAUGAGUCACAGGCUGGUUUUGUAAGAGGCUACCAUGUUUAUGUGUCACCUAUACAAGAGAACUGCAGUUUGAAAGGAUCUGAAAGCCACGUUCUUCCAGAUCAUUCAGUGCUAUGUAAAUACACAAUUGAAAACCCAGAAGAAAAGAGAUACACUGUGAAACACCUAUUGUCAAACACAAAAUACAAACUAGUGGUUAAAGCAUAUACAGGCGGAGGAGAGACUCCCAUUGCUAACUUUAUAUACAUAGAUACACCAUUCAACUCAAACAUGCUGUACCUUCUAGUCCUGCUAGUGUUGGUUCCAGCACUAGUAGCAACUAUAUGCCGCUGGAAGAUGAAGUGGGUGAAGGGGUGCUGCUGUCCUGUCAUACCUAGUCCUCACAAGAGCAAAGUGCUGUCAUUCAAAGAGUUUAAGAUCAGUUCCGAGAAAGUACUGAAAAUAAGUGACUGCAUUCCUGACAUGCUAGCCGUGGACAGCAAGGCCGAAGUCCACAAGUUGCACGUAUGGAGCCAGUUGUCCUCAGUGCCAACAGAAGAUAAGAUUGAUGGUCACAGCUCUUCCUGGAUUUACCCUAAUGAAAAUGAAGAGAGAGACUUCACACCCACACCUACACCUCAGGCUCAUACUUGGUUUGAAAAUUUUGCUUAUUCCUCUCGUCUUGCAGUUGACUCUGAUCCCUAUCAAAUACCGCAGACACCAGAAGCAAGCAAGCCAGAACUGUCAGUAGUGCCGUACCAGCCACACUACUAUGACAUUUUUAAUCACGAUGCUGCCUCAACACCCAGAGAAACAGCCGGCAGAACGACCAGUCUGAGAUACAUUUCACAAACAAACGUGCACUGCCUAGGGAGGAGGCUUUGACGUACUCUCUCCUCCACCGAGUCCAGCCCAUGUUUGGUUACGUAAUAUAAAUAAGAAUUUUGAAAACCACAACAACUUUCUCCGUUUGAUGAAGACUUUCACAAGCCCAACUGCCCUACUUCUGUUAAUGCUGCAAAGCUCUUGCUUCAGGACUAGUUUAAAAAUACUGAACGUGUGCACAGGAAUGAUGCUUGCUGUGGUUUCAUCACAAGUUGCAGGCAUUACGUAAGGCUUACAGGCUGUUUUGUGCUGUGUAUGAUGUAGAAGGUUAGAUCACAGCAGUUUCUCAUAGCCUGAUGCGAGGAACUACCGUAUUGUGCAGAGAUUAAAAAUUUAUUCACAAAGUAGAGGAGGGAGUUAAACAAGCAGGUAGGGGGUUGUGCCCAAGGAGCAUGUUUCACUUGCAGCCUUCUGCGUGCGCUCACUGGGUGCUCUGGCCACCCAUAGCCCCUAGCAGUGCCCAGCUUUGGCAUCCACCUCAGCCCAGGAACGGGGUUGUGUUUUCCCUCUCUCAGGUGGUGUAGGGAGCCAACACGGAAGGGUUACCUGCGUUCAGUGUGGCGCAUUACUGAAAGAUUAGAAGGAACUCUAGUAGGAGUGCACCAAAAUCCAGUGAUCGUCCUGCUCUUAUUUCACCUGUCUUCUGUCUACACUUGGUGGGUGAAGGAGCACAGAGAAUGGAUUUUUAUAGUACAGGCCCCCUGUUUGUGGGCUGCCGCUCCCAUUUCCGGUAACUGGGGCUCCCCCCACUUCUCCCUUCUUUGCCUGGAAGAAUGACCCUUUAAAAUCCUGAACAAAGUCCUCUUAACUAAAGAAACAUGGGGCAUUAAGGGGAAGGGAACUGUUUUUUCCAGCAGGACAGCUGUUUGCAGGGGUGUUACCAUGGAACGGUCUCCCCGCUUGGGCACAUGAACUUAACUGCUUUUGGCGUUGCCGCCGGCACUUGUGUAGCAGGCCCCAGGCAACCGGGUGAGCCGGCACGGUCGUCGGAGGCAUCGGUGUGUGAAUCCCAUUUGUGAAGAACAACAUACUCAGG